AUGGUUACCCGCAAGCCCGUCUCCGACGAUGCCUACGUCGACACCAACGCCGUCCCGCGCGUACAAGACAUGCGAAAGGAGCUAUGGAGUGCCACCGACUCCCCGUCGACCGACGCAGGGAGUGUUUGGGACGAUGCUCCUCAGCAAAAGGGCGCCGCUGCCCUGAACCAGCAAAUGACGUCGCAAGAUGUCCCCGAAUCGCUGAAGCCCGGGGGGGUUGCCACACAUGGUCCCCAGAUGAGCAACGGUGUUUGGGACGAUGUCGAAGGCAGCCGGCCACCAACCGCCGCCGUGCCAACAACCGACCCAGACGGCGUUCCGCUGGUGCUGCGGCCGGGGCCACCGCCUGCACGAUCCGAUACAAAUCCAUUCAAGAGGAAGGACGUUCGCGCUGACUCCAACUCAACGUCGCCGCCGGCCAACAGCCCCCCGGCAAUGCCCCCGCUGCAACCUUUGUCGCAGAUGAGCACCGGCGAGAUGAGCAAUAACCCGUGGCAACCAGCUCUCGACCAGCAUGCCCAAAAAGCCGCCGUCGUCAGCGCGCAGCAGUCUCUGCGCACACAGGACAGCGGAGAAUCGGAACGCAAUGCCUGGGCUACUUCUCAAGACCCGAAGCUGCCCGCAAUAUCAACAUCCCCGGCGUUGUUGUCUCUGCCCUCGGAGCCUGCCUCGCCGGCGUGGGACGAGCUGCCAGAGAACCAGACGAAGAAGCCGGCAGAGUCACCGCAACCGAUCAACAACGAUGUUGCCCAAGACCAGCAUGCAUGGGAUGACCUUGGCUCACAGAACAAGGGCAAAGGAAAAGCUUCCGCCCCCGUCGUACCCCCUCCCACCGUCGAGGACGCUCCCAUGGACGAUUGGAACCUCAUUGAUGUUGAACCGCCUGCUGGCCCGCCGCCGGGCAGGUCGCAGGUAACUGAGCAGAGCAAUGAGGCGUCUCAGCAGUUUACAGAUGAAAAGGCACCUCCAGCCUUACCACCACGAAAUGACGAAGAACUCCCGCCCCGACAGCCACCACGCCCCGUCGACGGCAAGUCCGAGACCUACCAGAUCAAGAACAUCGCCUGGUACGAUCACAGCGCUGAGAAGAACCCGCGGGUCUCGCCCAUCCUCGUGCAGAACGCCAACGGGCCGUGUCCGCUGCUAGCCCUGGUCAACGCGCUUACGCUGACGACCCCGCCAUCUCUAUCAGAUACGGCACUUGUUCAGGUCCUCCGCUCUCGGGAACAGAUCAGCCUUGGGUAUUUGCUGGACGCCGUUGUCGAUGAGCUUAUGAGGAGAACGCAAGAGUCAUUACCCGACGUUUCUUUGCUUUACGAAUUCCUGAAGGGGCUCCAUACGGGCAUGAACGUCAAUCCGCGCUUCGUCCCGACUCCUGAGAUUGUCAAGGCCUUCAAGCGCACUUCACUAACCCACCUGCAUCCAACUGAGCGCGACGACUUGAUCCCUGGAACUUUUGAAGAUACAAAGGAGAUGGCACUAUACGCUGCUUUCGCCAUCCCGCUGAUCCACGGAUGGCUGCCAUCCAAGGUUGACCCGGCUUAUGCUGCUUUCGAACGCCAGGCUGCCUCGUUUGAAGAUGUGCAGACGCUCCUCUUUCGGGACGAGGAGCUCCAGGAGAAGUUGGGCACGCUGACGGAGGAAGAAGAGGAGAUAUACUCAGACAUUCAGGCGAUAAAAGCGUUCCUAGAAACUUCUGCGACGCAGCUGACGCCAUCGGGCCUCGAAGUCAUCACGAAAGCCAUGAAGCCUGGGUCCUUUGCCAUUCUUUUCCGGAACGACCACUUUUCCACUCUCUACCGGCACCCUUCAACACAUCAACUGCUUGUGCUCGUCACCGAUGCGGGCUAUGCUACCCACGACGAAGUUGUCUGGGAAUCGCUGGCUGACGUGAAUGGCGAGCGUACCGAAUACUACUCUGGCGAUUUUCGCAUUGUGGGCGGCGAGGGCGAGCCUUCGCAAGGCAGCUCCCGGGGGCAGCCGAGUGUACGCAACAAUGCCGCCAGCCGACCCAGAAUCGACACCGGGAAUGAAAACGGAGGAAACUGGACGACUGUGCAAGGCCGCGGCCGUCAGAGGAACCUUGAGGCGCCGUCACAGCGAGAUGAAACACCACUAUCGCCCAACCACGAACAGGAGGAUCGGGAUCUGGCGCUUGCUCUUCAGCUACAGGAGGAGGAAGAACAGCGCCAUAGAGCGGAACAGUCUGCUCGUCGACGGGAGAGCAUGCUUAGCGAACAGUACAUUGAGCAGCAGGCCCGUUUGCAGCAAGGGCCCACGACCAGACGUUCUGCCAACAGGCAGGCUGUACGAGCGGGCGCUGCACGAAGCAAUAGCAAUGCCAACUCGACAGCCUCUCAAGGCAGCCGGCGCAAUUCUAACAGCAACACCACUGUUCCGCCGUCCUCAGGCCGCCAGCCGGGUCAACCACCUCAGUUGGUGCGGCCACUUGUGCCGCCGAUCGUCCCUGCACGCCGACAAGGUGUGAACCGGCCAGCCGACGAAGGUACGAACCGCCUCCUGGGCAUCCUCAUCAUCACGCAAGUAGCCCAACUGUCGGGCGGCACGGUAAUGGCGCCGCCGGGCCAUCAUUCCCGCUUUCGCCUUCUCGACCGAUGGUGGGCGGUGGUCGAGGCCGGGUAA
This is a messenger RNA of Colletotrichum spaethianum, 2643 nucleotides long. RefSeq lists its product as uncharacterized. Gene Ontology annotation, molecular function: cysteine-type carboxypeptidase activity; K48-linked deubiquitinase activity; cysteine-type deubiquitinase activity. Gene Ontology annotation, biological process: protein K48-linked deubiquitination. The coding region runs from base 1 to 2643 and encodes 880 amino acids. Gene Ontology annotation, cellular component: cell periphery; cytosol. The record is from RefSeq and is a predicted model, not a curated record. Lineage: Eukaryota; Fungi; Ascomycota; Sordariomycetes; Glomerellales; Glomerellaceae. The transcript is spliced from 2 exons.